This is a messenger RNA of Pelmatolapia mariae (spotted tilapia), 3797 nucleotides long. RefSeq lists its product as uncharacterized. The transcript has 2 exons. Bases 282 to 2945 code for a protein of 887 amino acids. The record is from RefSeq and is a predicted model, not a curated record. NCBI's taxonomy places the organism in Eukaryota, Metazoa, Chordata, Actinopteri, Cichliformes, Cichlidae.
UGUGUCGCUGCAGUUGUUGUUGAGCGCCGUGCUGCAGUACAUGCUUUAAAAAACCACUAUGCAGCUACAGACUUUCUAACUCUCACCAACCACCGAUGUGUUCGUUUUCUGCUUCAGGUGUAGACUGAGAAGAUGUGGCAGUGAGGAUGAUGCCUUCAGAUAAUAUCUUGAUUUUCUCUACAAGAAAGCUGACUAGGAGUCUAGCCAGGUGCCUGAGCAAGGACCAGGGUUUUUGACAUAACCUUAGCAGUUUCUAAUGACUUUGGGCUUUAAAUGUCAAUAUGGAUGGCAUUGAUGAGAGCUACAUCUGGGAGCGCCGCAUUGCCCAUGGCAUUAGGUAUCAAAGAGGAGCAGUCCCCUUCCCAGAAUCAGUUGAUAUUGGUCUGGAGUUCAAUGCGGCACUUGAAAGGAAGGAGAAGUUGGAUCAGAGCCUGCUGACGAAUAGUGUUAUGCUGGAAAUUUGUCAGUUUGCCAAAACAGUGACCAGGUCUGAGAAGUAUUUCCUGUUCGAAAUGCUGGAGUUCAACUUUGACCUUGGCUUUGACAUAAACAAUGACAGUCUGUGUUACAUCUAUGCAGUUCGUGUCCACAACAGAAUUAAGCACCUGAAGGAGCAAAUAAAGAUGAAGCCAAAUAGAUGGAAAGAAACAUUUCAGCUGCCAGAUCCAAGUGUUUUAGCCGGGUCCAAAGAAGACGUGUCAGGACGAUACUGUCCAAAAUGGAACAAAAUUGCUGAUAGUUCAGUGCUCACUGUCUCCAGCAAGGACUGCCAGUCUUCAGACAACCACGAAGCUGAAACUACCAGAGUUGCUAUCAAUAAAUACACUGUAAAAAAACAAGGAGGAAUCCGUUUAGGAAAAACACAGGGCGCUAACCCUUUCUGUGCACAACUUGGUGUGACCCUAGCUAUUCGACCAAGUCACGCCCCCAAACAGAAACUGGACCCAAGUCUGCUCACCAGUGGUGUGAUGAUAGAGAUGCUUGAUUUUUCCCGAGUGCUGUGUGGAAAACACACUUACCUAGUUUAUGAACUGGUCAAGCACAACUUUGGUUAUGCUUUUAAUAAACCUCAGUUCCGAAUGUGUCUAAACAGGGUGAUAGAGAGAAAAUACACCUGCCUGACAGCUGAGGACAAAGACACUUUCAGAAAGGAACUUUUUAAGAUCCCGGCUGAGAAGAAUAAAUUGGAAUAUAAAGGUAAAAAAAGAAAAACACCUGAUGCAGAUAACCAAGAACUGGAAGCACAAAUUCUGGCCACCAAUAAAAGACAAACACGGAAGCAGCAGGCUAGCAAAAUGGAGGAGAUGAAGGAGGAUGAUUUGUCAUACAUGUGUCCUGUUGAGUUUGAGACAGAAUUACAGUCAGAAACAGAAGCUGAACCAGAAAAUGUGAAACCUGAAAGUUGUUUGUCAGGAACAGAGGUAGAAAUGAACGUGCUGCAGGAUGUAAAGCCAGAAGAGGAAGAAGUCUUCAUCUCACCAAUGCAGCCUCUGAGUUAUGGCCACAAAUCUUCUUUGUCACCCACACAGACAAGUCAAGAAUCAUACUGGUGUCUGUUCUCUGAGGGAAGAUGUGCAGAAACCCCAAAGCAGAGGCUGUGGCUGAGGCGCGCUGCUCGCACACAACAGAUCCUGACGUCGAGCCGAGUCAAUGACAUGUUCGCCCACUGCAGAGAGAUCGGAUUAGACUUCAACUUUUGUUCACCAAAACGGAGCUUAGAUCUACAACUGUUGACCAACUGGGUGAUGUGGGAGGUUUUCAAGUUUGGAACUGCUUUGUCGAGGAGUGUACGCAGUUUUUUAUUUGAAAUUCUCUUAAACAGCUUUACUCUUACGCUCCAAGAUGAGCAACAUGAGCGCAAUUUCUUAGUUUACAUGAUGGCAAAACAUAAAAAUCUUGUGAACCACCCGAAGAGUCAGAAUAUGGAUUUUCUCUGCAAGCCUUUCAAACUCCCUGAGAUAUACCACAUGGUUGAUGUGACCAGCAGUUUUCAGACUCAACUGGAACUCCAGAGUCAAGGGCAGAAAGGGUUAGAUUCAUCAGAUUCAGCAAAGAGGGAAGAAGCUGAAAAAGAAGAACACCCUUUCUGUAAAAAGUUGGGUCUCAAUCUUUGGUCAACCAUAGAACGCCCGUCAGACCAGAAGCUUGAUUUGACCAUCCUGACAACAGGCGCUGUGCUUGAGAUCUUCAACUUUGUGAAGGAGCUGUGUGGUGAGGCCCGCAAUACCGUUAAUGACAUCCUUGAGCACAAUUUUGAUCUUGAUCUGCAAAGUGGUGAGACUGAGGCUGCGCAGAAGAUCCAGAGAUGGUACACAACACAGAAAAGCUUGAUGAAAAAGCAAAACAUGUCACCGAAAAUCAACAGGUGGUUAAAUAUGAUUGUCCCGCUGAAUGGCAACUUGCAAGAGAUUCCACACUCACCAACCGAAGAUGGGGACCCAGCUCUAGAAGGGGAACUGGAUGGCUUUAGUGGAUUUGUCAAACGCUUUGACUACCAGAACUGCAAGGAGAUCGGACUGGACCUCGACCUCAGCUCCAAAUCAGAAACCAAAACGAAACUUGAUUUGAAGGUUCUGACAAGAGGAGUUUUGUUUGAGUUGCACCAAUAUGUGCAACAAAAUUACAACCGAUACGUUCCUGCUCUGUAUGAGAUUCUGGAGUACAACUUCGAUCUGAGCUCUCAGAGCCACCGGAAGGUGGAGUUCGCCUGGUCCAUUGCCUCGCAGGUCAUAGCCAUGACUGGCAAAAAACGGAGAAAAGGGGAUUACCUGAACAAAGUUUUUGAGCUCCCUUUCGAGGCCUCCAAGUUCCCCGAGUCUUCCCAGGUGGUCUUUAAAGAGGAGCCGAAAGAUGACUUUGGCGAGCCGGGCCUUAAUAGUGAGAAUGAUGACAUUGUGUUUGUCCGAAAACUGAAGCCUGUUGAUAUGGAAGUCGAGAUAGAAUAAAGUCCUAGCUGCUGUUUGUAUUUUAAAUGUCAGUUUUCAGGAUAGAGUUGCAACUGAACUGCUUUAUAUCUGCCAGGUUAAAUCAGUUAAAUUCACCUUUACCAUUUAUAUAGAAAUGGGGAUCCUCUUCCCAUUUCUGUUCAGCAUGUGCCUAAAAUCCAACUUGACCUUAACCCUGGUGGACAUAAAGAGGAUGAGACUGAUCGAUUUUUGUUUUGGUCUAUAAAGUGGCAAAAAACAACUCUUGCAAUCAAAUUUUUCUUUUUUUAACUGUUGACAUCUUGGGAUUAUUUGUAACAAAUGUCUUUUAACUUGAAGAAGAAAUGCUCGCAUAUAAAAAACUGAAACUUGAUCAUGUUUGAAUUCAGUCAUGAAGGCCAAAUACAUUUUUAGGAUGUGCUGCAGGUGUUUACAGGGGGCAGGAAAAAUAAAGAUUCUCUAACUUGAUUUCUUGAAAUCAAAGUUUAAUGUUACUGCCCAGCAGAUCCAGCUGUGUCUCAGGAAGUGGGGUCUUUGCAGUCUUAGACAAUAAAGGUUCUAAAAUGUGAACGACGUGUUACUGCUGGGCCUCCUUGACUCUGCUGUGGUUCAGUGCUGCUUUAUUCACAGUAGAGUUCUUUUGCUUACCAUUAGGUGCGUUACGACUGGAGUGUAACAGAAAAAAGCGGUGCCACUUUUUUUUUCUCCAAACGAGGAAGUAGAAUAUCCAUGUUAAUGUAAAUCAGUCGAAACCAUCAGUGAUGUGAGUUAAAGAGGACAGAAUGAAUGGUCACAGCUGGCAUAUUGGUAUUUAAUUGUUUUGACUGAUUCGUGAUGUCAACUCCAUCAUAUAAUAAAAUGUGAAAGAAAACA